ACGUGCGGAUCGUCGUACGGCACUUGCCACCAUUUCUCGAUUGCGUCAACGUUUACGAAACUUUAGUGAUAACACUUUCACGACGUUUUACUGGAACCGUGUGGAGUAAACCAACUUGUCUAAAGCUGUCUUGAAAACUGAAUGGAACCGGCUUGUAUGUUCAUGACACCAACUGACAAGUGAACAAUGGCAGAGAGUGGGUGUAAACUUGUGGCUCCAAAGAAGAAGAAGAGAGUUCGUGCGCUGAGACAUUCCCCUUUUCCUGUUCCCAUUCGCUCCAUUACCCACGAAACUGAGAAUGUGGGAAAAUGGUUUUACUACACUGGUCAGUUGUGUGGAUCUGCUGUCUUGGUAUGUCACUCAGGAGAUAUUCAUCAUCUGUACAAUAUGGGAUUCUUUGGAAAGGGAAAUCUCUCCAGAAGCGGGCUUGAGUUUAGCAAAAGUUUUGUGUCGGUUGUUCCCCAUGAUGCUGAUGACAAAGUAUUACGGGUCAUGAAACGGCAAAGGUUUAUUCGCCGCCUGAACUGGCAGAGGCAAACUGAAGCACACCAGAGUGGAGUGACAGAUUUUAUUGAUAUGAGGGAAUAUGAUAGCGACCAGGAACCCGGCGAAGAACAAAUCAUGCAGGAACACAAUAUGGUGGAAAAUUCCGACAAAAAGAAAAUGGCUGACAAAAAGAAAAUGGCUGACAAAGCUGAGACUUGUGACGUGGAGGACAUUUUAGACAACAGAGACAGUCACCAGCAAGAGGAAGAGGAAAAAGAAUUCUGGGAUGAUAGUGGAGGAAAUCCUGGUAUUAGGCAUGUCAGGAAGUGCAAACAAUCUGCUGAAGCAUUGUGGGAUGCUCAAGAGGCAGACACAGAUUUUUGGGGCUGUGGAGAAACUUCCGGGAAUACAGCACAACCUGAGGUUGGGAUUCAGUUAGAAAAAGUACAAAGUGAUACAGCUACCAUAACUCAUUUGGAUCAGGGUGCCAAGACUGUAGAAACUGUUCAUCCGAUGGAGAGUGUUGAACAUAAUAAGAAGAACUGUGUUAAAGACGUUGAAACAAAAAAGUCUUUGAAUAACAAAGACGACGUGCGGAUAAUUGUGCAUGAUGUCAAAUGUCACAAACCCAAAGAUCAAAGUUCAGUUUGUCCUGAUGAGAUUGAAUCUGACCUUUUGUCAUCGGGUUUGGGAAAAGUAGCUUGUAGUGAAAAUUUGGUUGCCAGUGAUGAAAAUAAUUUGACUGAAAAAGGUGAAAGAACACUGCAUUUACCGAAUUGUGUGGAAGUUUUGAAGACAAACUUCAGUGAUAAGAAAAUCUGUGAUAAAAUUACAGUCCCAGGUCAAACAGAAUCACGAUUUCCCCAGGUCUCUGGAGGUUUUCAGACAUGUGAACACUCCUCAGGCAUGGAAAUUCACCCUUCAUCCCCAAAGCCUGUCAUGUCUGUUCAGUCAUGUGACCCUCAUUGCGAAUCACAUGAGGCAGGCGGUGAUGUUUUAGUGGUUUCCGACUCCGAGGAUGAGGGUAAUGCAGCUGGAGAGCGAUUCAAACCUCACUGGGAACGUGUCAUUAAAAAUGACCCGUACAAACUACGUGAACAUCUUCAACUCAGUCUAGAGGAGGCAUUCUUUCUCUCUUAUGGCCUGGGUUGUUUGGUGUGUCAAGAUCAGAGUCAAAGACCAAUGAACUUGACAAACAUGUGGCAGACAUUUUCCAAGUUGAAGAAGUCUUUUAUCCCCAGUUACAUAGCAUACCACCAUUUUCGUAGCAAAGGCUGGGUACCUAAGCCAGGUAUCAAGUUUGGAGUAGACUACAUUUUGUAUAAGGAAGGCCCCCCAUUUUACCAUGCCUCCUACUCGGUCGUGAUUCGCAUGGUGGAUGAAGCAACGCUGACUGACAGCCAGGAUUACGCCAGUCGCACCUUAUCGUGGCCAGCACUUUCUGGUCUCAACAGGAUCACAGAAAAUGUGGCCAAGGAAUUGAUGUUCUGCUUUGUGAUUCGCCCAUCACACCUAGACCAAGAAGAGGCGGAGUCUCCUGCUUGUAUCCCGCAAUUCAAAGUACAGGAGAUGAUUGUGAAAAGAUGGGUUCCCGCUCACGAGAGAGAGAUGAAAGAACUGGAAGACAUUUUGUGAUCGUGCUGUUAUACAUAGGAAGAAUUUCUUCGCAAUUUACCUGAU
This is a messenger RNA of Liolophura sinensis, 2166 nucleotides long. RefSeq names its product tRNA-splicing endonuclease subunit Sen2-like. Gene Ontology annotation, biological process: tRNA splicing, via endonucleolytic cleavage and ligation; tRNA-type intron splice site recognition and cleavage. Lineage: Eukaryota; Metazoa; Mollusca; Polyplacophora; Chitonida; Chitonidae. The transcript has 9 exons. Gene Ontology annotation, molecular function: nucleic acid binding; tRNA-intron lyase activity. The record is from RefSeq and is a predicted model, not a curated record. The coding region runs from base 187 to 2121 and encodes 644 amino acids. Gene Ontology annotation, cellular component: cytoplasm; tRNA-intron endonuclease complex.